Peniophora sp. CBMAI 1063 is the source of this 441-nucleotide messenger RNA. NCBI's taxonomy places the organism in Eukaryota, Fungi, Basidiomycota, Agaricomycetes, Russulales, Peniophoraceae. The record is from the annotation of a GenBank genome assembly.
AUGGUGUGGUUCAAGCCUUGCGACGAAGCGACCGCGGCAAAGAAGUACGCCGCCCUAUACUAUGCUCCUGGACCAGUUGGACGCAGCAUGUCUAUGCAAGACGUGGCUGUUGCUGUCGGCUACGCGAUACUCGGCGCGUGGGAGGACUACUGUCGUACACGCGACGACGCAGCGGGUCUGACCUGGCAGAACAUGCGGCCCAUUCUCAUCACGACAGCGCCCGUCGAGUUGCAUAAGAUCAUGCACGAGAAGCGCAUCCAGGGUGUAGACCCACUCUGGGCGGUCAAACUGGCCGAGCGCCAGGCAAUGACGCUCGCUUCCGGUCGCUACGGCGGCGAUGGUGACGGAGGGUACGAGUACGCCAAAGCCAAGGGCGGACUCGCGCGCGUGUACAACUUUCAGGACAUCACGCCCUGGCGGCCUGAACCCGACUCCCCAUGA